Molecule: messenger RNA, 2780 nt
Organism: Pyricularia grisea
Lineage: Eukaryota; Fungi; Ascomycota; Sordariomycetes; Magnaporthales; Pyriculariaceae
Exons: 3
Coding region: 169-2181 (670 amino acids)
Biological process (GO): error-prone translesion synthesis; response to radiation
Cellular component (GO): nucleus; replication fork; site of double-strand break
Molecular function (GO): DNA-directed DNA polymerase activity; damaged DNA binding
Source: RefSeq, a predicted model, not a curated record
GCCACUUCAUCGUGUUUGGAAGCGUAUCCAAUGACUAUAGCGUGAACCAUACACGACCAGGACAAUAUGCCACCUCACAGCCAAGAGCCUUAGUGAGUGAGGUAUUGCAACUCCGCGUAGGAUAGCUAGCUCCUGGCACCGCAUGACAGACAUUCAACGUCAGCAAUAAUGUCAUCGUCCUCCCCGUUGCUCGAGCCGAAGCGCUUCUUUCGCGACACCUCUCCGGUAGACGCGGCGGAGCGCACUCAGUCCCGGUUCACUUACCGACAACUUUCACAGCUCGCCGCCUACUCGACAUCAUGCCCGCUUCGUGUGACUUCACACAUUGACCUGGAUGCGUUCUACGCCCAGUGCGAAAUGGUGCGCUUGGGUGUUGACGAGGACAAGCCUCUUGCUGUGCAGCAGUGGCAAGGGCUGAUCGCCGUCAACUAUCCUGCUAGAAAGUUUGGCAUAUCACGACAUUGUACUAUUGAUGAUGCACUUAAGCUAUGUCCUGAAUUACAAGUUCAGCAUGUCGCAACCUGGAGAGAAGGCGACGACACUUGGGCGUAUCGUGACGAUGCAGCUGCAAACAUCGUUACAGAUAAGGUCUCUUUAGACCCAUAUAGACUGCAGUCACGAAAGAUUCUGGCACUGAUAAAAGAGUGCCUUCCACCUCACCAGUGCAAGGUGGAAAAGGCAAGCAUCGAUGAAGUGUUUAUUGAUCUCUCGGCCAACGUACACUCCAAACUCAUAGAGAGAUUUCCCGAGCUAUCUUCUCCACCGCCAGGAGCUGAUGCGCACACACGUCUGCCUCUGCCACCAGUCAGUGCCCUGGACUGGCAGGCAGAUGCGCUAAUCGAGCUCGACGAGAACGAAACCGAGACUGAUGAUCCUGACUGGGACGACAUCGCUCUGCUCAUUGCUUCAGAGAUGACUCGCGACAUCAGGCAGGCGAUAUUCACCAGGCUAAAAUACACUUGCUCAGCGGGCAUCGCGGGCAACAAGUUGCUCAGCAAGCUUGGAUCUGCCCACAAAAAGCCCAAUCAGCAGACGGUGAUUCGUGCCCGAGCAGUACGCAAGUUCCUCUCGGACUUCAAGUUCACCAAGAUUCGCAACCUCGGCGGCAAGCUGGGUGACCAGGUGGUAACGGCAUUCGGCACCGAGUCUGUGUCUGACUUGCUCGAGGUGCCGUUGGAUCAACUAAAGCUGCGACUGGAUGACGACUCCACGGCUCUCUGGGUAUACAACACGAUCCGCGGGAUCGAUAACAGCGAGGUCAACUCUAGAACACAAAUCAAAUCCAUGCUUUCGGCCAAGUCGUUCAGGCCAAGCAUUUACUCGGUAGAUCAGGCAAACAAAUGGCUUCGUAUCUUCUCGGCAGACAUCUUUUCUCGACUUGUCGAGGAAGGCGUCCUGGAGAACAAGAGACGCCCAAAGACUAUGAACCUACAUCAUCGGCACAAAGGCCAAUCUAAGGCACGAUCAUGCCCGAUACCCCAAGGGGUGAGAGUGCUCGACGACAGCGUGCUGUAUGAGCUUGCCCAGAACCUCCUGAGGCAGAUCGUGAUGGAGGGCAAGGUCUGGCCUUGUGACAACCUCAGCUUGAACGUCACUGGUUUCGAAGAUGGUAUAACUGGCAAUAUGGGCAUUGGAGGAUUUCUGGUCAAGGGUGAGGAAGCACAGGGUCUUCGGUCCGUCAAUAAUCGAGGUAGUCCGGCUGGGCAACAACAACAAACACAGCAGCAGGAGCAGCAGCAGCAUGACAGUAAACGACGCAAGAUAAACGGUGGUGGGUUGCAUCGCUUCUUUGGCAAGGCAACCCAGCAGCGUGAGUCCUCCUCGGGGCCGGGCGAGGAUGACGAGUACACGGCCAAAGCGGAAGGUAACAAACGCCGGCCCCAAGAAGAGUUGCAUUCCACAGAUGCACAGGCUCAAGACUCGAUGCAAGAAGCUAUCGGAUCUCUUUGUCCGCGCUGCAACGACGUCUUUGAUACGCCAGAGGAGCUGCAGGACCACCUCGACUGGCACCUAGCCAAAGACCUCCAAGACGAGGAGGAACGUGGAGCAUCUGCAUUCGCUGCGCGGAGGCAGCCCACUUCGGCGGCACCGCCUGCGAAACCGCGGGGAAGGGGAAGACCGCCCAAGGGGGCGGCGAAGCCAAAGACUGACCCCGGGCAAAGGAGGUUGAGGUUCGACUGAGACUUUUUGCAUCAUGAAGCGGCAGGUGGAUUCAGAAAGUGGGAUCGAUCAAUAAGAGGGCAUCACAAUAAACUCCGAUCCCGAUAAGGGGAAUGGAGAGACCCCUGGACAAUCGCUAUUGUUUAGGUUGCAUUUGCAUUGAUAUCAAAGGGAACAUUUGCUGCAUACAAUCUUCCCAGGGGUCCGGCUGAAGCUUGGUAUCUACGGGCUAUCGUUAUAGCAUUCGUUCACCGCUUCUGAUGGUCGGCAGCAGACCAAGGACUGUAUGCGCGCAUAUUUCAUGUACUGCCUGCCCUCUUUGCCCGGAUAGCAUCCGGUAAGGGCUCAAAACACCAAGCAAAUGAUAUACUGGAGGCAAAGGAUAGAGCUGCGUGCGUGUCGACCUUCCAUUGCGUGAAGCUAGCUUCCUCUGAGACAGACUGCAGCCAAUCUAUUACCUUGGCGGGCAGAAGUGUCAAAUCUUGGCCAUUUGUCUCGAAAAUGAGCAUACGAAGAAAUCAUUAUAGGGGUACGUAGGUGAUGAAGUUUUAAUUGUAUACCGAGUACCAAUUGGCAGUAAGGCGGUAUGCAGGUUAAUAGGAUGAAUUACUCAGUAACAA